UGCCCUCCUGAUCAUACGGUCACUGCUCGGCUCAUCCUUGAGAUGGGCUUUAACGGAGCCUACUGCAGAUAAGGACCAACAUAGCCAUAGGCUGUGUUCAUGAACACUAAGAGGACAACAUAGCAAUUGGCUGUGUUCAUAAACACUAAGAGGACGUUUCUGGGGACCUUCUGACAGGCCUGACAUCUGAAACAAGCAUGGAGCAGGAGUCCAGCCUGGAGGCCAGGUUUGAUGCCGCAGUUGGAGUUAUCCGGAGUUUGCCUGAGGAUGGGCCAUACCAGCCCUCUGACAACAUGAUGCUGAUGUUCUACAGCUACUACAAGCAGGCCACGCUGGGGCCCUGCCAUGCCCCCAGGCCCAUCGGCUUCUGGGACAGUCGGGGGAAGGCUAAAUGGGAUGCCUGGAGCUCUUUAGGAAAUAUGACAAAGGAGGAGGCCAUGAUCAAUUAUGUUGACGACAUUCAACUGAUUCUGGAGACCAUCCCAGUCUCGGAGGAGGUGUCAGAGCUUGUAGAGAAGCUGGGUAACUUCUACUCAGAGGUGGACGGAGCUGGAGAUCAGGUUGAGCAGAACGAGGUGGACAAGAGAGCCUUUACACGACCUUUCGCAGAAUGUGCAGAUGAGCUCAGAAAGCCCAAACCACUGAUGGAAGGCUUCGGGGAUUUGUGGGAGGAUAUUCAGAACCCAGGAAACGACCGAGAUGCAACUAAUGAUCUCUGCCUGGCCAUCUGUGAUGGGGAUAUGGAUAAACACAACAACAGAGAGCACAUGGCCGCCAGUAAUGAGGAUAUACAAAGGAACAGCAUAGCGUUCAGAAACAAGGAAAGUAGUGAUUCAGAAUUCAGUGACGUCGAGGGGAGCUCCAAUGGAGACGACACAGAGGACGAGGACGAGGACCAGGUGGAUGAGGAGGAAGCUAAAGGGGGCCCAGAAAGGAGGAGGACCCCCUUCCCCGGGCUACAGGUCUGGGACGAGGGCAGGUGGUCGGUGAGCAGCAUGGAUCCCAGCGUGUCCUCCGUCACCAACGGGAUCCACAGCUCCUUGAACAGCCAGCUGGAGGACGAGGAGCUGGCCUCGCUUCAGCCUCAUGCACCAAGAAGCUCAAACAUGAGAGUCAACGGUCGUCAGAGUGAUAACAGUGGUGCCAUUCCUGAGAAAAACCACAGAACAGCAGACUCGGACAAUGAAGAAUUCUGUGAUUCAAUGGAACAUCUGGCUAUGGAAGAGUCGUCUGGAUUCAGAAAAACCUCAGGGAGACGAAGGGAGGAUGUCAAACAGCACGGACAACCCCUUCUUGAAUAUGAGUUUGGUACAGUCCGAACCCCAAGCUCCUUAUCAAGGAGAGGUAGAGAGUCCGUGUCACCCAGGACUUCCUCUGGCUCACAGCUGUGUGUCAACAUGGUCGCCGCUUGUCAGUGCGUCUCUGCACGAGGACAUUCUGGAGGCGUCACAAUGGGUCAAAACAACGAGCAGAUAGCUACUGCGCUGCUUAGGUUACAAGAGGACAUGGCUAACGUGCUACACAGGCUCCACACGCUGGAGGUUCUGACUGUCUCACAGUCGAGAUCCCAGUCGCCAAGGCAGGAGGGAUUCUCAUCCCUGACGCACAAAUUCAUUAAAUUCCGGAAAUAUCUGUGGUGGCCUUUCCCCUUCUCUCCAAUCACAGCAGCAUUGAUGACUUUUUGGCCCCUUGUUGCCCAUUGGCUGGUUCAGCUAUACUUACAGCGGAGGAGAAGGAAAAUAUGCUGAUGUUAACCGUUCAGGAGUGCUUCUCACAUGUAACAUGGAGAUGUAACAUGGUUUCGGAAGAAUUCCAUCCCCCAAGGGAAGUGGUGAACAGCCAUGUUGAAACAAAAACAUGUCUGAAAGGGAAAUAAACAUUGUAUACAAACCGCAAAAA
Molecule: messenger RNA, 1899 nt
Organism: Gadus macrocephalus (Pacific cod)
Lineage: Eukaryota; Metazoa; Chordata; Actinopteri; Gadiformes; Gadidae
Product: acyl-CoA-binding domain-containing protein 5-like
Exons: 14
Coding region: 198-1748 (516 amino acids)
Biological process (GO): fatty acid metabolic process; autophagy of peroxisome
Cellular component (GO): peroxisome
Molecular function (GO): fatty-acyl-CoA binding
Source: RefSeq, a predicted model, not a curated record